UUAUCACGUGACACUACAGCAUGGUUGUCAUGGAAACGAGCAUCCUCAUCCGAACAACAUCCGGGCUCUCAACUGCGAACAGGCAAAAGCGACACGGUGAAAGAAAUCGAGCAGAUAUCAACCUUAACUUCAUCUGUGCUGGUUGUCAUGCAGGGAAACAGGAAUGGGAUGAUCCCGUUCCCACCACCCAUCAGCAGAGACAGGGUCAUCAGGGAAUUCCCAAAGUGGUACUCGCCUAAUGCCGCUCUGCAGCUGAAGAACGACUGGGACGUUCAGGCUAAAGCAGCCUGUAAGGACGGAGCCGCCAGGCACCAGCCGUGGGACCGCCAGAAAAUGUCAAAAGUGGUGGUUGUUGGAGACCUUAAUGUGGGGAAGACCUGCCUCAUUAACAGGUUUUGUAAAGACGUAUUUGAAAGAGACUACAAGGCCACCAUUGGUGUGGACUUUGAGAUUGAGAGGUUUGAGGUAUCUGGAGUACCUUUCUCUCUCCAGAUCUGGGAUACUGCUGGGCAGGAAAAAUUCAAGUGCAUCUCUUCUGCGUACUACAGAGGUGCUCAGGUCAUUAUCACAGUCUUUGACAUGGCAGACAUUAAGUCCCUAGAUCAUACACGCCAAUGGUUGGACGAGGCCAUGAGAGAAAAUGAGCCCGACUCCUGUUACAUCUUCUUGGUUGGCACUAAGAGUGACCUGCUGCCCUCAGAGGAAAGACAGAGGACAGAAAAGGAUGCCAUCAGGAUAGCAACAGAAAUGCGUGCAGAGUUAUGGGCUGUUUCUGCUAAAACGGGGGAGAACGUGCAGGGGUUUUUCUUCAGGGUGGCGGCUUUGGCCUUUGAGAAAUGCGUACUGAAGGAGACGGAGAAUGGGCUCCCUGCUACCAUCGGACGUGGAGAUACUAUCAAAUCAGAUCGCGCCAACCUGGAGGAGGCCGCGCCCCAAGACACGAGGAGAAGCUGCUGCUGAUGAAAAAGAGGAGCUCUCAAAGUGAGCAGAGCCAGACGGAGGCUCUACUCUGAGCUUCAGCUGCAGAAAUAAAAGAGACUGAAAUGUGCCUUAGGAAAUAUUCCAUUAGGUUCCUGAGGUCAUCAAAACUGCCAUGUAUUCUGACAAAAGGUUCCACCAGUAUGCGCUCCUGAAAGCCAGUUAUUAUUAUUAGAUUGAAGCUGACACUGAUGGACUUUUUGCUGAUACCAAAUCUUAUGAAUUUUACCAUUUUUAUGGGAUAGUUGUCAGUACACUGUAAAUUACUACCAGGAUUUCACAAGAUGCAACUGUAAUAAUUAACAAUAAAUUACAUUAUAGUUACAUCACAGGCCUUAACUGUGAUAUUCACAAUAUAAUACAGUAUUCUUAAUGUUAUUGUGAAAUGAAUGGCUAUUACAGCCGUGAUUACUGCAAGCUAUACUGUGACUUCAUCAGGAGAGGUUUCUCUACCUGCUAAAUAAAUGUGUAAAAUGUA
Messenger RNA from Sebastes umbrosus (honeycomb rockfish), 1456 nucleotides. It is a transcript of the gene rab36, whose product is annotated as RAB36, member RAS oncogene family. The annotation marks the transcript as partial. NCBI's taxonomy places the organism in Eukaryota, Metazoa, Chordata, Actinopteri, Perciformes, Sebastidae. The transcript has 11 exons. Gene Ontology annotation, molecular function: GTPase activity; GTP binding. The record is from RefSeq and is a predicted model, not a curated record.